AUGUUCACGACUGGAAAUGAAAGCCUUCGGUUGCUGGCAAGUGAUCCGGAUCUGCGGGACUCACUCCUUGGUGUGUUGGAGGGGAUAAUGGCCCGCGAUGCAGGUACUAUCAACCCGGCAGUCCUAUCUGGCCCAACCACAGACUACCAAAGAGGUUAUCCACUGGUGUUUAACAUUUGCGACCUAAGCCCUCCAAUACCCCUCGUGGACAAUAGUGAACCACAGCAGGAUCCUUAUAUGACCACAGAAAGCCAAUUCCUGGACGACUUUAAUGAUCUAGAUAUGAUCCAGCAAACUCCCUUCCCCUCCUGGUCUCUAGGUCCGGGUCCUGUUUCGAGUCUUACGGAAGGCAUUUCAACAGACGCCUCGGCAUCGCCAAUACAAAAUGCCGUUCGCAGCCUGCCAUCUGUCGAGAGCGUUAUCAAGGGGAAUAAGCGAACAUACCAGGACACAACGAAACAAAACAAGCGAAAAGCAUCCCUGCGCGAUAGCAAGGAAGCUAGUACGAUGAUUGAAGAAUUUUUGGCUCAAGAAAGAGCAAAAUGCAAAGACGAAAGACUGCUCCCGGAGAAUACCUACUUUGACAUGAAUACCCAGAAUGCGACGUCCAAGUUCGAGGAAUCUCUUGCAGUUUUGUUGGUAACAAUAGCGGCGCCACAGCGAAUAGCUAGUCUGCGUGACAUUAUAUGCUGUGCAAGAGUUGAGAAGCCGUUGCGAAAAUACGCCUUGAGGGGCGAGAUAAUACCAAGCGAGAGAGUGAAGAUGAUUUUAGAGCUAGACGAAAAAGUUGCAGGCGCCCAACUUGUGCAGUGGUAUCAUAUCAUCGCCCUCUUUGAAGCAUGUGGCGGUCCUGAAACUCGUUCAGUGACCCGAUUUGUGAAUAACAUGCCGACAACUUUCCAACCGCAAAGAAGAGGGUGUUUUGGAAAUCCAGCUAACAGAGACGAUGCAAAUGUAGCUCAAACGAUGAUGGAGGAAAUCUAUCCUGGCCUCCAGGCUGGGACUGUGGAGUAUCGGACAAAGCUGGCCACUUUCAAGAAACUUCGUCAGCUUGGGAAGCGACUGCACCUGCUGGUUGAGAAAUUCGGUCGAGGGGUGCUUGGUCUGAUGAUGCCAUUUAGCUGUGAGAAUGGUACCCACAGACCUUUGCCAGAUUUCAAGUAA
Molecule: messenger RNA, 1164 nt
Organism: Aspergillus calidoustus
Lineage: Eukaryota; Fungi; Ascomycota; Eurotiomycetes; Eurotiales; Aspergillaceae
Source: the annotation of a GenBank genome assembly